This is a messenger RNA of Phoenix dactylifera (date palm), 1034 nucleotides long. RefSeq names its product knotted 1-binding protein. The record is from RefSeq and is a predicted model, not a curated record. Lineage: Eukaryota; Viridiplantae; Streptophyta; Magnoliopsida; Arecales; Arecaceae.
CUGCUGGGCGCCGGUGCUCCCGCCGCGCGGUCGGAAUCCUAUAUAUACCCCACCUCUUUCUCUCCAGUUCAAAAUUUAAAGAACCAAGCCGUCUCUCCCCCACGGUGAGAGAAAGAGAGGGAUCGCAGUCGUCCCCUGGUGAUUUGCUCGUCUCUUUGCUGCAAAUUUGAUCUGAGAUCUCUCGGAAUUCGAUUCUUUUACAAGUUUCUGAUCUUAUUCUACCGUAAACUCUUUUAGUUUUUUUUUUUCCGUUCUUGAUCGAUGGAUCGAUCAAAUUAAUUGUAGAUGAGUUGCUGUCAGGUAGAUUGGAUCUGAGAAGCAAUCGAUCGAAGCGAUCACAUCCGAUCCCUCAUUUGCCGCUGCUGCUGGAUAGACAGUUAUUCGCAAUCGAUCUCCAAGUUCGUUCCCAACGCAGUGGGUUUCGAGGCCUGCAGGCACGCUUGCGGGCAGGCAGGUGCUGGAUAGCUUGCACAAGCGCUUGAAAUUGACGGAGGAGGGAGGCGGAGAGGCGGCCGCGGAGGAGGCGGAGAACAUGGCGGCGUCGGCGGCCGGAUCGGAAGAGAUGGAGCUCAACAUCCAACGCAUCCUGGAAAAGGUCGACCACUUCACCCAGCAGGUUUCGGACUUGCUAGAAGCGGCGAGGACAUUAUUCAAGGAUCUGAGCAAUGAAUUCGAAGAGCGUUUGAUCACAAUGCACAAGGAGCAGAUGGCCAAGUGGCAGGAAGAGAUCAACGAGCUGCGGUUGCAAGAUGCAUCGAACGAGGCAGCUCGAAAUCUUCUGCAGAACGCUCAGUACCAUCUUCUUCAGAACGUCCGUGAGGACACUUGAGGUGCAGCCAGCCCAAAAAGCAUCCUAAUCCUGCUACUCCAUCAGACGACCCCCAUGAAUUGGCACCGUUUCCUGCUAGGAUAGUUGAGACUGGAACAAAUAUAGCACUGAAAAUAACUGAGUUUCUGAGACUCGAUCUAUCAUAGAAUAUAAUAUGCUCUCUUUGCAGAUACACUUGCAAAAAUCAAAUUCAGCACUUAUACAG